Ostrinia furnacalis (Asian corn borer) is the source of this 2089-nucleotide messenger RNA. RefSeq names its product golgi pH regulator (gene GPHR). Gene Ontology annotation, biological process: intracellular pH reduction. The transcript has 9 exons. Gene Ontology annotation, molecular function: voltage-gated monoatomic anion channel activity. The coding region runs from base 114 to 1511 and encodes 465 amino acids. The record is from RefSeq and is a predicted model, not a curated record. Lineage: Eukaryota; Metazoa; Arthropoda; Insecta; Lepidoptera; Crambidae. Gene Ontology annotation, cellular component: Golgi cisterna membrane.
GCUUCCCUGGCAUCACUAGUCGGACAGCUGACUGACAGGUGUUGUGUUUUGCUGUACGGCAAAAUAUCUUAAAACGAUAAUUUUAUUAAAGUUAAUGAAGUAAACAAACAAAUAUGACUCUUUUAGAAGAUACUUUGAUCAUUCUUAUAUCCCAGACGUUUUUCUUCGUCGGCGGCUGGAUAUUUUUCGUGAAGCAGUUAUUUCGCGACUAUGAAGUCCACCACACGAUGGUACAGCUCAUAUUCUCAGUCACGUUCGCCCUGAGUUGCACUAUGUUUGAGCUAAUUAUUUUUGAAAUCAUUGGUUACUUGGAUUCAAGCUCAAGAUACUUUCAUUGGAACCUGGGACUUUACUCACUGCUCUUUAUGGUUAUAGCACUAAUACCAUUUUAUAUCGCAUAUUUCUGCAUCAGCAACGUCAGGUUUGUCUCCCAAAACAUGAUAAGACCACUAACAGUAUUUGUGUGGUUCAUUUAUUUGUACUUCUUCUGGAAAAUUGGAGACCCAUUUCCUAUUUUGAGCCCUAAACAGGGAAUAUUCUCCAUAGAGCAAGGGGUGUCUCGGAUUGGAAUCAUCGGAGUGACCGUCAUGGCUCUGCUCUCUGGUUUUGGUGCUGUCAACUAUCCGUACACAUCUAUGGCUAUUUUCAUAAGACCCGUCACCCAAUCCGACGUAUUGUCAAUAGAGAAGAAACUCCUCCAAACAAUGGACAUGAUAUUGGUGAAGAAGAAAAGGAUAGCACUAGCCGAAGCCAACAGUGUGGGAGGGAGACAGAACUACAGCAUGAUGGACCAGUCGAACGUGAAGAAUAAGGGGGGUUUUUGGACGAAUAUACUGUCAAGUGUUGGCAGUAUAGCGAAUCCUUUAGGACAGGGCACAGAAAACAUAAACCAGCUCCGGCAAGAGAUAGCCGGCCUAGAGGAACUAAGCCGACAGUUGUUCUUAGAAGCGCACGACGCCCGCACAAUGCGUGAGAAAAUCGAAUGGUCUCACACCUUCCAGGGGAAGUAUUUUAACUGCCUCGGGUAUUUCUUCUCGCUGUACUGCAUAUGGAAGAUAUUUAUUUCAACAAUAAACAUAGUGUUCGACCGCGUCGGCAAGAAGGAUCCAGUCACUCGCGGCCUUGAGCUCGUGGUGCACUGGCUCGGGCUGCGCAUCCACGUGGCUUUCUGGUCGCAGCAGCUGUCCUUCGCGCUCGUCGGGUGUAUUCUACUUACUAGUAUACGGGGGCUGUUGCUCACGCUCACCAAGUUCUUCAACAAGAUCUCCUCAUCAAAAUCAUCGAACAUCAUCGUGCUUAUUCUGGCCCAAAUAAUGGGCAUGUACUUCUGUUCGUCAGUACUAUUGAUGCGGAUGAAUAUGCCUCCAGAAUACCGGAUCAUCAUCACCCAGGUGUUAGGAGAUUUACAGUUUAACUUCUACCAUAGAUGGUUCGACGUUAUUUUCCUAGUUAGUGCGUUGACGAGUAUAUUUACGCUGUAUUUGGCACAUAAGCAGCCUUCGGUGAGUUAGGUAGUUGUUAAGUACAAUGAUUUGUAAAGUUUAACGUGUAAUUUAUAGGUCUAUUCCACCUUGAACACCUGAAUUAGAUCAUCCAGGUGAUCAAAGUGGAAUAUACCAAUUUAUAGGCUUAUAUUUUGUUCGAAAAUCGCACCUAUUUCAAGAUCAUAAGAUGCUUAAAUGUUUGGCUGGAUGUGCCGUUGUUUAUAGGAUAAGCCACCCGUACAAGCACAACUCAAAACACACACAUAUUUUGGUGAUUUUUAAAUACUUACUUUGUUUUUCGACCAUUUUAUAUUACCUAAUAUUCAGUGAUAAAGUUAUCAAAGCCUAAUGUAAACAUUUUCUGCAACACUUCUUUGUAAAAAAGUUACGAUAUAAUAAUGUAAAAUACUGUAUUUGUAACUGCUUGUACAUAAUAUUUUGUUAUGUAAGUCGAUUGAAUAUUCGGCCAUUAUUUAUGGCUUAUUCCACUAUUCCCCGUUGAUAAUCCCCGUCAAUUAGGAUGUAAUGGGGAUUAAUGAACUUUUUAUAAGCUCCAAUUGGCGUUAACGGGGAAUAAUGAACACUAAUCCCCUUAACUUGGAUUG